Messenger RNA from Oryza sativa Japonica Group (Japanese rice), 1826 nucleotides. Its product is annotated as protein FAR1-RELATED SEQUENCE 6-like. Lineage: Eukaryota; Viridiplantae; Streptophyta; Magnoliopsida; Poales; Poaceae. The record is from RefSeq and is a predicted model, not a curated record.
CACCAUUGAGUUGCACCAUGGAGGUUUUUUUGCUGGGUGCGGUCAUCUUAGGUCUUAUGUUGAUGAAAAAAUUGACUGGUUUGACUGGAUUGAUUGUGAUACAUGGUCUGCCUUAUGGUUUGAGGAUAUGUUUGAACAACUGGGCUACGAUAGUGUGACAGACAUUAAGUUUUAUUGGUUGUUUACCAGGGAAAGAUCUUAGUGAUGGGCUGAGGGUAAUUGCAACAGAUGAAGAUACUAAUGUAAUGGUCAGUGUAGUUCGCAAGGUGAGAAAUCUGGUUGUGUAUGUUGAUCAUAUAGGCAGUAUGAACAGUGUUGACUGGGAUGACUAUGUUGCUAAUCCUGUUAAUUAGUUGCCUAAGGUUUUAAGUCCACAGAAAGUUGUGUAUGAGAAAAACCCAGCACAAAAGAGUAGACCAAGCUGGACCAGGCCAACAACCUGAUGGAGAUGAACAGCAAGAAUCUGAUGGAGAUGAACAACAAGAACCUGAUGGAGAUGAACAGCAGGAAUUGUUUGACAGUGACUAUGAUCUUAGUGAUGGAGAUGAUGACUUAUUAGAGGAUGCUGUUAACUUGGAUAUGCCAAAGGUUAGAGGCAACAAGAAGGCAAAGCGAAGCCAUUUGAAGGCUAUUGAGAUCAGAGUACCUACUGCAGUAGAUGAUGAUGCAGACACAGAGGAUGAUGCCCUGGAUCUUCCUGAGUCUGAUGGUGAAGGAGAAGAGAGAAUGAGAUUCAAUUCUUGGAACCAAGAGGACAUGAACAACCCAGCUUUCUCUGUUGGGCUUGUCUUUCCUUCAGUUGAGAGUGUGAGGAAAGCAAUUACAGAGUACUCUGUUAGGAACAGAGUGGAAAUCAAGCUUCCUAGGAAUGAUAAGAAAAGAGUAAGGGCUCACUGUACAGAUGGUUGCCCCUGGAAUCUAUAUGCAUCUUGGGAUAGCAGAGUGAAUUCUUUUGUGGUGAAGACAUAUUAUGGAAAACAUAAAUGCCAGAAAGAGUGGGUUCUGAGGAGAUGCACCUCUAGAUGGCUGGCAGACAAGUACAUAGAUUCUUUCAGAGCCAAUGAGAAGAUGAGCGUUACUAGUUUUGGUAGAGUCAUUCAAAAGGACUGGAAUUUGACACCUUCAAGGAGCAAGGUAGCUAGAGCAAGAAGACUGAUCAUGAAAGUCAUCCAUGGUGAUGAGAUCAAGCAGUAUGACUAUCUCUGGGAUUAUGCACAAGAGAUCAGGAGGAGCAAUCCUGGCAGCUCACUGUAUCUGAACUUAGCAGGAAAUCUGUUUAGUACUUGCUUCAUUGCUUUGGAUGCUUGUAAAAGGGGGUUUUUGGCUGGUUGCAGACCCCUCAUAUGUAUUGAUGGAUGCCAUAUCAAGACAAAAUUUGGAGGCAAACUGUUGACAGCAGUGGGAAUGGACCCAAAUGAUUGCAUUUUCCCAAUAGCAAUGGCUGUUGUCGAGGUGGAGUCAUUUGUUUCUUGGGAGUGGUUAUUAGAGACAUUGAAAUCUGAACUUGGGAUAGAUAACACAUACCCUUGGACCAUAAUGACUAAUAAGCAGAAGGGACUAAUUCCAGCUGUCAAGAAGGUAUUCCCUGACACAGAGCAUAGGUUCUGUGUGAGACACCUGUACUCUAACUUUCAAGAAAAGUUCAAAGGCGAGAUUAGGCACCUAAAUGCCCGUUUUGUGAGUUAGGGGACCGGCUUGACACAGCUGCGCAAGUUAAGGGACCGCCAGUGCACUUUACUCUAAUUAAAAAUAAACUUCUAUUUACUCCUGCUCCCACUUUUUUUAUAUGCUUAGUUAUUUUCUAUGAAGAAAUGAAUUGAAACUAA